This is a messenger RNA of Oryza sativa Japonica Group (Japanese rice), 1358 nucleotides long. RefSeq lists its product as uncharacterized. The record is from RefSeq and is a predicted model, not a curated record. NCBI's taxonomy places the organism in Eukaryota, Viridiplantae, Streptophyta, Magnoliopsida, Poales, Poaceae.
CCUCGGUCGACGGUCGGUCUCGGUCCACUCAUCCUUGGUUGGUCUCGGGCGCGCGCACGGCGCAACCCGACCGGACACGGGCGCGCACGGUCGUGCCGGACCAGACCCAGUUCUCUCCGCUCGCGUAGUUGUAUCCUCUUCCCCGACACAAGGCCCUAAUUGAUCGAGCACUCGCCCGGUCGGCGGUCGCCCCUUCGUCUUCCCGCCGCCGCCGCCGCCUAAUUUUGGAACUCCCCCGACCCGCCAUAGAACGCCGGGUGCUAAGACCCUAGGCAUCAUGGCGAUGAGCUCCGCCACAAUGGCGUCUUCUCUCCGAUGCUGCCCAUCAGCCGGCGCCUUGCUCCGCCGGCCAGUGGGGACGCGGCCCGGCCCCGAUAGGGUUAGCGCUGGCCUUCUUCGAUGCAGCAAGCGUGGCAAUGGAGUCGUUGGCUUGAGGUUGUCCUGCGCGGCCGCGUCUCCCGCUUCUGGCUGCUCGGAAGCCCUGCCGCCAUAUCCUGCUCCAGGCUCGUACACACUGCCCGGAUCGCCGUGGUGGGCGGAGAACUUGUCCGAAGAAGACGCCACGUAUUUUUCUCUCGCGGAUUCCGACCCCCCUGGGAAGGGCCGGGAGGAGAUGGACGCUAUAUGGCAUGCUCUUGUGUCCGGCCCCCUCGAACCCGUCUUCCGCGUGCUGCGGGAGAUCGGCGCCGCCGGCAACCUCUUCCGCUGCCGCAGUUUCCACAUCGGCAUCCUCUCCGGUGCUUUGUUAGUUAUCGCCGGUUUUAGCCAACUAUGCAACAUGACACCAUUCCUUUUCGUGGACAUUGUUCUUGGAUAUAUGUUCUACAAGCUAAGCAUCUUAGCAGCAGAGUUGCAAAGGAACGGCAGGGCAAAUAACAUAUGUGCACGGAUACAACUAGUUCUGUUAUUUGUUUUGUCUUUCAAGGAUAGCCGUGGUUAUCAGGGCACGUACGGCGUCCUUGCAGGAUUGAUCUGGUUCCUUAAUGUCCAACUAUACUUCCGAACCGUCUACUAUGAGAUGGUUGGCACCAACUAUAUCCGACUCUUCUGGCUUGGGGUUUACAGAAUAUUGCAAAGCAAAGGUGGUCUUAUAAAAGUGGCAAAGGGUCUCAUUAUGUAUGGAUGCAAAUGGAAAAAAGAAAACUAGAACAACAUAAUUAAGUUAUAGUCGUUUGGUUUGGUUUGCUGGUGGCACUAUUCACAGAUUCACUGGAAUCACUCAUUGUAAUCUAUUUUCUAUUUUAGAUGGUAACUAGUAUUCUGGUAGACUCAAUGACCCAAAUGUAAGGUUGGAUAUCUGAAUAUCUAAUAUGACCAUUUAAUGAAGAUAGCAUGCUAUAUAUGUUUUGCAGGAGUAA